UUUUAAAAUUUAAAAUGGUAGAAUUAAAAGAUAUUUUAAUUAAAGAACUUUCAUCCGAAUUUGUUUGCAAUGUUUGCAUGGAUUAUUUGUUCGACCAUGAUAAUUUUCAUACAUCAAAGGCUAUCCUUCAAUGUAGCAAUGGUUGUGUUCAUUGCUUAAAGUGUUGGACCAAGCAUUUUGAAACAUCAAAAAAGAAUUGCUUAACAUGCAGAGAACCAAUCGAAUCAAUAGAAUCACUUUCAAAAAAUAUUAUUUUAAAAAAACAAUUUGGUAAUAAAAAAAUUCAAUGCCCAAAUAUUUGUUUUGAAAAGAGUAGUGAAAAAGAUGAAGUUAAUGGUUGUAAAGAAGUCAUUAAAAUUGAAGAUUGUUUUAGUCAUUUAAGUAAAUGUAAUCAUAGAUAUAUAUCAUGUACAAUGGAAGGCUGUACUGAAACAUUUAGAGCUUUGGAUUUAGAUAAGCAUUUGGAAAAAUGUGGUUUUGCAUCAAUCGAUUGCGAACAUUGUGAAAUGAAAAUAAAGAAAUUCGCAGUCAAAGAACAUAUUGAUAAUGAUUGUUCUAAAACUAUUAUUAAAUGCAAAUAUUCAGAUGGUGGUUGCAAGGCAGAGUUCAAGAGAGAGGAUGCUGAUAACCAUAUCAAAGAUGUAGAUCACAAAGAGUUUAUUCAAAAUAUCAUCGACCAACACAAAGAAAAACACGAAGUUAUUAAAAGAAAAUAUGAAGAUACCGAAAAUCGUUUAGUAACAGCCGAAAAGAAAUUGGCAGAGUUUGACCAAAUUGCAAAGAAAUUAAAAAUCAAUUGUGAAAACUUAACCUCUAGAAUUGACUCAACUGAAAAAUAUCAAUGUAAUUGGGUAAUUUACAAUUAUAGUGAAAAGUUUAGAACAUACCCAAAUGGUGCUAUGUUUGCAAGUCCUGCAUUUUGGUUAGGUAGUUACAAGUUUAAUUGCGAGCUUUAUUUAAAUGGUUAUAAGGACUAUAGCGAUUUCCUUUCAAUAUUUUUAUUCAAAAAAAACCAUCCAGAAUCAUCUGUACAAGCAAGAUAUAGCUUUGAACUUGUUAACCGUAAUCCUUCAAAAUCAGUAAAAUAUUCUAAUUCAAGUACUUUUGAUAAGGAUCUUGGAUAUGGUUUUGGAAGUUUUAGAUAUUAUAAAAAAGUAGAAAUUAAUGAAGAGUCAGGCUUUGUAGUCGAUAACAAAAUAAUAUUCAAUAUUGUGGUAGAUAUCAGCCCACCAACAAGUUCAAAUGUUUUGAUUUCCCAAUAACCACCCGCCCAAAUAUACAGAAAUUAAAAAAAAUAAAAAAUAUCAAAUUUAUUGGAUUAUUAAAUUAUUUUUUUAUACUUUAAAUAUAUAGUUUUAAAUAAAUUAAUAAAUUUUUAAUUUUUAAAAAUAU
Dictyostelium purpureum is the source of this 1392-nucleotide messenger RNA. RefSeq lists its product as uncharacterized. Bases 15 to 1262 code for a protein of 415 amino acids. Gene Ontology annotation, molecular function: zinc ion binding; protein binding. The record is from RefSeq and is a predicted model, not a curated record. The transcript has 3 exons. NCBI's taxonomy places the organism in Eukaryota, Evosea, Eumycetozoa, Dictyosteliales, Dictyosteliaceae.